Messenger RNA from Thunnus maccoyii (southern bluefin tuna), 1674 nucleotides. RefSeq names its product MAR-binding filament-like protein 1-1. Lineage: Eukaryota; Metazoa; Chordata; Actinopteri; Scombriformes; Scombridae. The record is from RefSeq and is a predicted model, not a curated record. The transcript has 13 exons. Bases 159 to 1646 code for a protein of 495 amino acids.
CAUAGCAACAGUUACUAAGGGCAGGGGUCAGUGAACAGUCAAUUGAAACUGAAAUGAUCUGAAAACAGCAACCAAAAUACUAAGCACACUCUAACAAAAAAUAGCCUACAUUAGGAUAGGUUAACUUACAGGUAACAGCUAGUUAGCGACAAAUACAAAUGGAAAAGGUGAAAGAUGGAAGGACUCCGACUCCACGUCGAGUCAAAUUCUCAGAGAAACAGAUUGAAACAGAGGACAGUGCAGCUAAACAGGCCUUAGACAGUCAUGACAAACUGACAAGACUAAAGCCUCUGUGCAAGCCAGGACUACCUCUGGAGAGAAAAAUUGAACACGCGAAGCGGGAGAAGAAUGUCUUGGUUAAUGAGUACAACAGACUAAAGUUUGCUGCGAAGGAAAAAGAAACAAAGUUAAAGGAGCUGCAGGAGUUAUUGAAAACAAUGGAACCAAAGACUACAGAUGACAACAGUGAAGAUACAGCUCAACAGCAAAUAAGGCAGCUGGAGAACAACCGAGAGAAGAUGAAGUUGAAGAUCUUAGCGGCUAAGAGAGUCCAGAGCACUUACCUGCACAUGCUUGAGCACCUGCAGCAGGAAGUCCGUGGGAUGUUCAAGGUCCUGGACCAGAAGGAGCGUGCGGUUGCCAUUGGACAAGCGGAGGUGGAUAAAGCAUGCAAAAUGUUCCAGUCAGCAGCAGCUGCUGCAGAGAGCGCACAGGACGAGAUGUUUCAGAUGGAGAAUGAGAUAAUGGAGAAGAAGAGACAGAUGGAGAGUGAGCUGAAAGAGCUUAUGGAAACAUUUGGGCGUCCUCUCAGCCCAGCAGCACCGAGCAGACAGAGAGAGCGGGAAGUUGAAGAAGGGGAGGAAGAGGAAGAGGAAGCACACUCAAGUCCUGUUGAAGCUCAUCACUGUUACGACAUCUGCGGUGCUUCCCAGUCUGACAUUAAACUGGUGGAGGAUAUGGAGUCUCUGAGAGAAGCUCUGGGCUGCGCUGACGUGCAGGACCUAGUGAACAAGGUGGUGUCUCAGCGGGCCACCACACAGCAGCUCCUCACUGAGAUCACCCAGUGUGAGGAACUGGUCAGGCAGGAGGCCAGAACCUUGGCUGAACUGGAGCUGCAGCAUGCAGAACUCAAGUUCAGUGUCAAACCUGCAGCUACAAGGUUUGACAAGCUGAAGGAAGAGACGCAGGCGAAGCUGGAUCUGCAAGUGGAUCGUGUUCAACGACUGCAGGCCGAGCUGAAGCAGUCCCAGGACCUGUUGGACACUGUUGAGCAGGGCGUCGGAAACCUCUACUUCAGGAUGAGCUGCGUUCCCGUGGAGGGGCUGCCCAGCGCGCCCUGCACCGACAACGUAGACAAACUGAAGGACAUCAGCGCCCGUCUGCCAACGUUACUGCAGAGAGCGUCAGAGCGGAAACCUGUGAUCAGUAGCGAGGACCAGGAGAGGGUUUUCAGUUUUCUGGAACUGCUCAACACGACGGAUUCGAGGAACAAUAAGAGACCAAGUACCCCUACAGACACCUCCCAGCUCAGUGAUGAUGGAGAAGAGUGCUCUCCGUCCCGCGAGGAGAUCAAACGCAGCAGCGUUAGACUGGUUGAAUCCCAGCAGUCCAAGAAGUCCUCGAGGAGAGCCAAGAGGAAGGAGUAGACUAAUGAAAUAAACAGCAGGGAUUUUC